AAAUUCUGCAAAGAUGGACGGAUUCGGUAGCGAUAGUGGCUCAAUGAGUAUACAACCAGAAGGGUUGUCUAAAAGCGAUAAGGUUUCAGAUCCUGAAUUCUGUAAAAGUGUAGUCUCCGAUGAAAAUCGUGAGUAUACCCCCGUUGAAGUCCUUGACUGGGAAACCCAGAUUUAUACCGAAGAAGACCUAGCCAAGUUAGAAAAUGACCAAAUGUUAGAUGAAAAUGAAGAAAAGAAAAGCAAAAGCACUCUCGACAGCACAGAGAAAACAGGGUUGCUUAUUGAGAAAGACAAAGGUGUCAAAGGAAUUACGUCUAAAGAAGCAUGGACGAUGCCAAUACUUAUUAACGUAGACCGCUUUGAGAACCCUAUUGCAGAUAAUGUUCUUAUCUGUGAUAUGUACAUCAAAGUGAAGACAGGUGGCUCUAGAACUCUUGAUAAAGUCUAUUCCCAGUCAAAAUUAUACUUUAAAUAUCUUCGUUAUGGUCUAACAUUUCUUGAAUUCUAUAAUCCAGACGAUCCAGAGGUCUGUGAGAAGGUAGAGCUUGUCAGGAAAGGCCUCAUGAGGGUCUUCGAGCUCAAGAUUGACUAUCUGCUGCAAGAACUUGAUUCCCUAUCUGUCAAAGGUAAAAUAAUGGCUCAAAAGGAUUGGAAUAUUCGAAACUACAUUGUAGGAGACGCUUACAGUUACUUGGAUUCUGAACCACACCCUGAUGAUGACCCUGACUCUGAAAGCAAAAUAGGAGGCAUGAACCAUGUCGAACUCUGUCAUUAUGUACAAACUGAUGGCAUUAACGUUCAAAUAUCCUGGUGUUCAAGCUUGAAGUGUUGGAGUAUUGGCUCUUAUAGUGUCAGUAUUUUGGCUGCAACAGUUGAAGACCUUAAAAAGUACCCAGGUUAUAAUAAAUAAAAUCGAUAAGAUGAAGAAGCAUGAGAUCCGGUACAAUUAUUGCCAACUCAUUGCAAGGAAUUGGUUCAAAAUACUCGAUACUUUGAGAGAAAGAGAUCCAGGACUUGACUUUGAAGAUGAGAAAAAUGAGCUUUAUUUAGCUCUAGGAAAUACCACUCUUGUUGGGGAACUGAUAGGUGUGGAUUGUAUCCAACAAAUUUUGAAUUACCCCUCAGAGGCUCUAAUCUUCUCAUCACUAAUAGACAACUCAAAGUCAAAUGAGACAUGAAUGCCGCCGGAGAAAUGAAUUGAAUUCUGCCGGAAAUGGAAUUUAAAUUGAAUUCCAAUUACUCAAGUCGGUCUCUUCUCCACUCAAAAAAGUUUGAAGAAAAACAUGUUAGAUUUAUACCACACAGUCACCACAGGUUCUAUCUGUGAGUACGAGGAAGGAGUCAUCAUGAUGCUUGUGCUAAGGAAUCCAGGGAAUCCCUCUGAAGACAAAGUGCUCUCCUGCAGCAAGAUAAAAACAAUCGAAUAUAAAGUCUUUAAGAAAGUCAAAGAUAAACUUAAAAAUUACUGGGAAAAUUAUGAAAAAGUAACAUAUAUUACGAAGAAAAUGGAAAAGGAAUAUAAGACCAAAUUCGAGAGAUUCAAGACCGAAGUUAACGAUAUCUUCAAAUCUCACCUCUCUCCUGAUUCAAAGUAUAGAAAGUCGAAGCAGUCCACCGAAUUGGUAAAAUUUGGUAAAGCAGCCUUCGACAAUGUCAUGUUCGACAUCUCUCUGUACAACUUGAUGAAGACAGACUACUCAGUGUUCUGUGAGAAAGUCUUAGCAAAAAUAUCUGAUGAAGAUAGCAAUAAGUUCUCGGGAAAGAAAGGAUCGAGGGCUCAUCGCUCUCGAGAGCCAGAAUUCAGCCUGACUUCCAGAAUUUUUAACUCAGAAGUAACAUAUCCCUUCUGUGUUGAGCCUGAAGAUUAAGGUGUUUUGUUACUUCUGAAUGUAGCCCUGAGAAGCCUUAGAUUCCUGGCAAUUACGAUCAUGAUCAUUUCAAAGCUGAGAAUAAUUUUAAGGCGACCUCUU
Molecule: messenger RNA, 1970 nt
Organism: Moneuplotes crassus
Lineage: Eukaryota; Ciliophora; Spirotrichea; Euplotida; Euplotidae
Source: the annotation of a GenBank genome assembly